Molecule: messenger RNA, 1500 nt
Organism: Erinaceus europaeus (western European hedgehog)
Lineage: Eukaryota; Metazoa; Chordata; Mammalia; Eulipotyphla; Erinaceidae
Gene: SERPINA7
Product: serpin family A member 7
Exons: 5
Coding region: 202-1440 (412 amino acids)
Biological process (GO): negative regulation of endopeptidase activity
Molecular function (GO): serine-type endopeptidase inhibitor activity
Source: RefSeq, a predicted model, not a curated record
AGAGAUGCAAGUGACUUCUUGGGCAUGUGUUCAGAGGGAUUUCUCCACCAGAUCCUAGUGAGCACAGCAUGUGCUAUUUUCUAUUAUUCUUGUGAACCAUGAUGGAUCAUUAUCAUGCAUCUCUGGCUUGGAGCUUUUUAACAGUCAAGUUUCCCCAAUGAUUCUCUUACCUCAUCUCUUAUAGAUUACCUUCCUUCCAAAAUGUCACUAUCCCUCUAUCUGGUUUUCUUGGUGUUUGAGCUGCAUUGUGCAUCACUCAAGAACUCUGAAGGGAGUUCUACCUGCCAUUUCCCCCAACAAAAUGCCACUCUAUAUAAGAUGUCAUCCAUCAAUGCUGACUUCGCAUUCAACCUGUACCGAAACUUUACUGUGGAGAUCCCAGAUCGGAAUAUCUUCUUUUCUCCUGUGAGCAUUUCUGCAUCUUUGGCCAUGCUCUCCCUUGGGGCCUUCUCCAGCACCCAAACUCAAAUCUUGGAAAGCUUGGGGUUCAACCUCACAGACACCCCAAUGACAGAGAUUCAGCAGGGAUUCCAACACCUUAUCUGUUCACUGAAUUUUCCCAAAAAGGAUCUGGAAUUACGGAUGGGAAAUGCUCUCUUCAUUGGGAAGCAGUUCAAACUACUGGCACAGUUCUUGGAUGAUGUCAAGAGCCUUUAUGAGACUGAAGUGUUUUCCACCGACUUCUCCAAUGUUUCUGCAGCCCAACAGGAUAUCAAUACUUAUGUAGAGAAGCAAACAAAAAGGAAAGAUGUGGGCCUCAUACAAGACCUGAAGCCAAAUACUGUCAUGAUCUUGGUGAACUAUAUUAACUUUCAAGCCCAGUGGGAAAAUCCUUUUGCUCCAUCGAAGACAGAAGAAGGUUCAAGUUUCUUAGUGGAUAAAACCACUAUGGUGAAAGUGCCCAUGAUGCACCAGACAGAACAAUACUAUCAUCUGGUGGAUACGGAACUGAAUUGCACAGUAUUACAAAUGGACUAUACCAAGAAUGCCCUGGCACUCUUUGUUCUUCCUAACAAGGGCCAUAUGGAGAGGGUAGAAUGGGCCAUGUCAUCAAAAACAUUGAAGAAGUGGAACCACUUACUGCAGAAGGGGUGGAUUGAUUUGUUUGUUCCCAAAUUUUCCAUUUCUGCCUCAUAUGACCUUGGAUCUAUCCUUCCAAAUAUGGGCAUCCAGGAUGUUUUUGCUGAAAAUGCUGAUUUUCCUGGACUCACAGAGAACAGUGGUCUUAAACUUUCUAGAGCUGCCCACAAGGCUGUGCUGCACAUUGGUGAAAUGGGAACAGAAGAGGAAACUGUCCCUGAAGUCAAAUUCCUGGAUCAACCCAAGAUAACUCUCCAUCCUAUCAUCCAGUUUGAUAGGUCCUUCAUAUUGUUGAUUUUGGAGAAAAGCACCCGGAGCAUUCUCUUUCUAGGGAAAGUUGUAGAUCCUACGGAAGUAUAGUUGGGAAAGAUGUUGCAUGAGUUUGUUAAAAUGGGAAAUAAAUAGUGCACCUUGAUGUGA